Messenger RNA from Aureobasidium subglaciale EXF-2481, 834 nucleotides. RefSeq lists its product as uncharacterized. Gene Ontology annotation, cellular component: vacuole; membrane. The transcript has 2 exons. Gene Ontology annotation, biological process: regulation of intracellular pH. The record is from RefSeq and is a predicted model, not a curated record. Lineage: Eukaryota; Fungi; Ascomycota; Dothideomycetes; Dothideales; Saccotheciaceae. The coding region runs from base 1 to 834 and encodes 277 amino acids.
AUGCUCCCUCUGCCAGGCACUCCUUCGUCUUCUGCUGCUCGCUUUCGUCUCAGUCUGUCUACCAUGGUGCAACGUCUCGACAAGCGCGUCGUCGCCUCGUUCUGGUUGUUUGGUCUCAUAAACAAUGUUCUCUACGUGAUUAUUCUCAGCAGUGCUCUAGACCUCGUUGGUCCUGCUGUACCAAAGUCGCUUGUCCUGCUCUUCGACGUCGUUCCCUCCUUUCUGGUCAAGCUGACCGCCCCGUACUACAUUCACCUAAUUCCCUACAACCUGCGAAUCCUUGCCUUUGUCGCCCUCUCAUCAUGUGGUAUGCUCCUCGUUGCUCUGAGCCCGGGCUCGCCAGGCUCUGAUGUGCAUGCUACUUCUAUCACUGUCAAGAUGCUAGGAGUAAUACUGGCCUCGAUCAGCAGUGGAGGAGGUGAACUAAGCUUCCUAGGCCUGACACACUUCUACGGCCCUUUCAGUCUUGCUGCUUGGGGAUCUGGGACUGGCGGUGCCGGCCUAGUUGGGUCGGGUGCAUAUGUCCUGUUCACCACAGCCCUAGGCUUCAGCGUUCGAUCCAGCCUGCUCGCCUUUUCCUUCCUGCCUGUCAUCAUGCUCUUCAGCUUCUUCGUCCUGCUGCCGGGCAAACACGUGCUCAAGUCCAAGGACCAUGCUUAUGUCGCCGCUGCUCAAGAAGACGUGAACCCUGAUACCGAAUCGCUCCUGAGUGAUGGCCUCGACGACCCGCAAGCGCCAUCUACCCCCAAGUCUAGUCACGGCCCUGUUAGCACCGACGCAUGGCUUAAUCUGAAGGCAAACUUUGCGCGAGCCCGAAGCCUCUUCUUUCCAUAG